Molecule: messenger RNA, 2387 nt
Organism: Owenia fusiformis
Lineage: Eukaryota; Metazoa; Annelida; Polychaeta; Sabellida; Oweniidae
Source: the annotation of a GenBank genome assembly
UCUCAAUAUAACAGGUCCCUAAGUAGGUUGUUUGCAGUUUUACUCUUUUAAUACCAUGUUCACUUUUCACCUUUUAUUGAAACCAGUUAUUCAACUAUGCAAACUGUGUCAGUUUUAUAUAUCUAUUGUUCCCUUAUAUGGUCUUUCUCACUCACAUGUAGCUGAGUUUGGGUGUUGGCUUGUCAGUAGUUGUUGUAAGAGUUCAUGUUGUAUAGUACAGAACACUGUGUUUUGAAGUUGGAAAUAUAUAUUUUUUGAGACAUUUUACUUAAAUCUUACGUUUUAUUAUUUGCCACCCACGGCCUUCCAUCGCCCAUUUACAUUGGUACCAGGAGUGGGGUAGGCAAUUGGACUAGUUGAAGCAGCAAGAACAGUGGUUUGAGCAAAAUAUAAGGAGUAUCAUCAGAAACUUUUGACAAACAAAGUAUGGCAGAUUCUAACUGGAGAUACGUGACAUCUGCAAUCGACAAACUAACAUCGAUUAUGGAUAACUAUUUUGAUGAACUGAACACUUUGAAAGGACGGUUCAAAAAUCUUCAAACAUUUAUGCCUCAUUCCACAAAAGUUAUGACUUGUUGGCAUUGCAAACGAACAGGACAUCGGAAAGCCUUUUGUAACUUAUACAAGGCAACACAUCACUUCUGCUCAAGAUGUAAUUUGACUGGACACCGUGAUAAAGACCACCCAACUACACCAGCUCCUACACCAGCUAAGCCAAAGGUGAAUUCUGUUUUUGUCCAAGCAAAUAUAAAACCUGUGAAGUGCCAUAAUAAGUAUGCUCAAGCUGCAACCGUUGACAUGGAUAUAUACACCAGAGUGAUGGCAGACUACAAAAGAAUCGAAAGUGAACUUUUCGGCCAGAAACAUGGAAAUGACAUUUACAGAGCAAAAAUCCAAGAUCUACAGAGUGAAACAGCAGACCUCAAAUCGCGGAUCAAAUCCCAGAAGAAACAGAUAGUCUCAUUAGAGAAGGAAUUACACACAUCGCAGGCUGAAAUCAAUGCACUUUCAUCUCAGAAAAGUGAAUACUCCAAGCUGAUACAAAAACGAAAUGCUGAAUUAAAGGAGACUAUCUCAAAGUCUGUGCCAAGUACAAUGAUUAUACCAGAUUAUGAACACACAAGUCAUUCUAUUGAUUUUUGGAAACUGGGAUUCAAUAUUAUUGGAAUGGGUUCAAAUCCCAACAGUGCUAUUUCGAAUUCUAAACUGGAUCAGAUGGAUUUUAAUGUUAAAAUGGACAGGUGUUGAUUACCUGUUACCUCCAAUUGAUGACAAAUAUUUACAUACUGCAUCUACAUUUAUACUCAUUUGUGGUGAUUAGCCUUAAUGGUGUUUAUCAAAUAUUAGCCUUAAUGGUGUUUAUCAAAUAUUAGCCUUAAUGGUGUUUAUCAAACAUUAGCCUUAAUGGUGUUUAUCAAACAUUAGCCUUAAUGGUGUUUAUCAAAUAUUAGCCUUAAUGGUGUUUAUCAAACAUUAGCCUUAAAGGUGUUUAUCAAAUAUUAGCCCUAAAUGGUGUGUUAUAAUAGCCUAUAAUGGUGUUGCAUUUACCUUAAUGGUGUUCUUAGCCUUAAUGGUGCCAACGACUUGCCCAAGUGGUGUUAUAUUAACUAAUGGUGCUAGUACUGUAGUGUAUUUCACUGUGCCUAAAUGAUUAAUUGUAUGAUGUACUAAAGUGAAAUGAUGAACAGUCAAUGUGAGGUAAAUAUAAAUGUAUUCUUAAUCAACAACUGUAUAAUCAGGUAAUCUACAUCAAGUCUGAUGUUACUUAACUAUUAUUAUCUUGUAUUGUUAUUCAAUUUAUUUUUGUUUCUUAGACACUCCACUAUAUUCUUCAUGGUUUUCUUUAUACUAUGUUUUGUUCUGGUAGUGGAUGUUAAAGGGGAGGUUACACCAUUGCUUAAUAUUUAUUGUUAACCAUUUUGAUAAGUGAAGUUUUACAUUUUCUUUAUUCAUGGCCGAGUUAGGCUUAAUGCGGGACGCAUUAGGACGUGUCCGCGUGAAUGUAACAUGGUCAUUUUCACAUUUUAUAUUAUUACUGUUCAUAUUAAUCAAUCCCUAUUCAUCUCAAUAUAACAGGUCCCUAAGUAGGUUGUUUGCAGUUUUACUCUUUUAAUACCAUCACCUUUUAUUGAAACCAGUUAUUCAACUAUGCAAACUGUGUCAGUUUUAUAUAUCUAUUGUUCCCUUAUAUGGUCUUUCUCACUCACAUGUAGCUGAGUUUGGGUGUUGGCUUGUCAGUAGUUGUUGUAAGAGUUAAUGUUGUACAUUACAGAGCAUUGUAUUUUGAACAUUGAAGUUUGAAAUAUACUAUUUUAUAUAUAUUUUAAUUUGAAGUUCGAGUUAUUUAAUUGCCACCCACGGGCCUUCCACACGCCCAUUUACAUAAA